This is a messenger RNA of Oppia nitens, 1056 nucleotides long. RefSeq names its product cytochrome b5 reductase 4-like. NCBI's taxonomy places the organism in Eukaryota, Metazoa, Arthropoda, Arachnida, Sarcoptiformes, Oppiidae. The record is from RefSeq and is a predicted model, not a curated record. The coding region runs from base 399 to 926 and encodes 175 amino acids. The transcript has a single exon. Gene Ontology annotation, molecular function: heme binding.
AUUGAUUUUUGUUUGUUUGAUACGAAAAUCAGUUGUCAUCCGAAAAACACGGAUCACUCCAUCAGCUGAUGAUAUCAUCCAUCACUGGUAUUGUCAUACAAGUCAUCGACACAGAAGAAGAAGAGGAAGUGUUGUUUGUUUUUAUUGAUUGAUUUUUCCUGUGUUUACCAUUUAUUCGUCUUUUGGUUUUUUUAAAACAAAAUAUCAAAAUUGGUUUCUCAUAUCUGAUGACAAUCUGGUAUAUGAUAUAUCAUAAUCUAUGAUGAGAUGAAGUGAUACAAUUGAACGACCAGAUCAUUGCCGGUGAUUAUCAACCUGUCGAUCGACGUGUCAAUUGUGUGACCACUUUGUAUAUAUCAUAUCCUAUUUAUAUAUAUCUGCGGCCAGUUAUUCCUCAAAUGUGCGGUGCGGUCACAUCGAAAAACACAGAUAAGCCGAUUAUGGAUAACGAAGCCAAAGAUAACAAACCAAGCGAUCAAAAGCCUGCCCGACGGCCAUCGAUAACCAUAAACGAUGAUCUGACAGAUUUGGCGAGUUUAUCGAUAUCGCCGACCGAUACCACAGGCUGUGGCGGCAACGCUACCGGAUCUGGUCGGACAAAAGUGGCCCUAAAGCCCGGCCAUUCACUAAUGGAUUGGCUUAAACUGUGCGCCAAAACGCCUGAUCUCGCGGGAACUGGCGGCCAAUUACGAGCGGUGACUAUUGACGAGCUUUCCAAACACAAUACACUCGAAGAUUGUUGGUUAUGUAUUCGUGGAAAGGUAUACAAUGUGACCCCAUAUCUUGAGUUUCAUCCGGGAGGUGUCGAUGAAAUGAUGAGAGGCGCCGGAACCGAUGCCACCGAUUUGUUCAAUGAAAUACACCGAUACGUUAACUAUGAGUCGAUGCUGAAGAAAUGUUUUAUCGGACCGCUGGCUAUUGACUGAUGAAACCAUUUGGUUGACCAUUGGAUUCAUCCGAUAGAUAGUUAUAUAAUCUAUAAUAAUGUUAUUGUGUUUAUUGUUUUCCAGAGAAUUGUUUUUUUUGUUAUAUUAUAAUACUAUAUAACUUUAUAUA